AUGGCCGGAGGCCGCCAGCGCCGCCGCCGACGCCUCGGCCGAAAGGCGAAGGCCGCCGAAUCCUCGUCCCUAGCACCUGGCACUCUCAGUCCCAGGGAAGUUGCAGUUGUGAAGAUGUCCUCUGACAAAGCCUGUCACGCCUCUGGCCCUAGUUUCUCAUCCUCGCCUGGACCUAACGUUUGGGCAGAUCUCGUGGACAGCUUGCUUCACGAAAUCAUUCUUCUCUUUGGCUCAUUCCAUGACUUCAUUGGUUUCGUUGGAACCUGCCGUUCUUGGCAUCAUGCGGUCUCUUCCUUCGCAUCUGUAUAUACGUUCAGCUUCCCACCUCUCCACCUCAAGCCAGGUGUUUGUUUCUCUCCUCGGCAACAUAAUGGUCGUGCUCAGUACAUGCUUUUAUCUGAUUGCAAAUGGAAAAUUAGUGAUCCUGCCAAGAGAGACCUUACCCUUCAAUGUUCAGUGCCCCAAAGUACUCAUAAUCAGAUGCUCUAUAUGGGCUCCUCAUGUGGGUAUCUUAUUUUCUUUCAUCAGGGCCACAGCCUUCUUGUCAAUGUGUACACUGGCACUGAGGUGAAGCCUCCCAUACUCCCGUAUAAAAGCCAAUUAUCAAUCUACUGUGGCACCCUCAUGGCUCCACACAAUUCAUCUAACUUGCACCUACUUCUUUUCACAAAAGGAACCAUGUACCAGUGGCAGAUUGGAACAGACUCUUGGUCAGAGCAGCGUCUUGGUCUUGAUGGUGAAUGUUUCGAGCAGAUCGUGUUUUUCAAAGGUGACAUGUUUGCCGUAGACAUUCUUGCGAGUGUCUUCAUCAUACACUUUGGACCUCAGCUCAGCACGCAGAGGGUACAAGUUGAGUGGAACAUGGCUAUAAUAGGUUGUGUGGUACGGCCGUGGUUGGUGGUCUGUGGUGACAUGAUUCUCGUUGUUUCCUUCCCGCUGAAUUUUGGCCAAUCGAAAGGCAUGUCUGACCUGUCUGGCACCUUUCAUGUCUUCCGCUUCGACCUUUCAGUUCAACCAGCUCAAUUGGUGGAGAUGGAGAAGUUGGAAAAUCAUGCUCUUUUCAUUAGCCUAGAUAGGAGGAAUCCCACAUUUUCUUGCUGGAGACCUGAAAGAUGGGGAGGAAAAAGUAACUGCAUUUACGUUGCAAGGCAACUUGAAGAUUCCGAUGAACCUUGGACUGCAGUUGAACUUGGUCAGCCAGUGCACGAAAAACCGAGUGGAUCCAAUUUGGUUCUCCACAUUAUCCGCCAGAAUUCAGUGUCCAUUGCAGGUCGUCAUCCAGCGGUCGAGUCUCAACCGGCGGCGGAUGGAAGAACCAAUCGUCUGCAACGGCGAAAGCCCGUGCUGCGGGUGGAGAGAUUAGAGAUAGACACCAUAAGUGGUGGGCAGGGCGGCUGUGAGCGGCAGGGCCGGCGGCUGCGAGCGACGGGGCCGGCGGUAGCGACCGGCGGCGGCUGUGAGCGAUGCAGCCGGCGGCUGCAAGCGGCGGCGGCUGUGAGCGACGGGGCCGACGGCUGCGAGCGGCGAGGUCGGCGGCUGCGAGCUGCGAGAAGCAACUCUACAAGCCCAAAAGAAGUCGCCCUUAUUACUGGCCAGCAGCCGCAGGCGAUUCUUAGGUCGGCACUUGCGAACGAACAAACGGUGCUCAACCGUGGCAGCUCGCCCGCCUAUGCUCUACGCCGCCGGUUUACCUCUACAGAGGCUUCUGCUGCCAACGCACCAAAAAUCAGCACCGAGCAUCCUUCUGUUUCAUCAGGGGAUAGCCGUCUAACAGCAGCUCACCAGAAGAAAGUGGAGCUCUUCUAUAUGCUCGCUGAGAUACAAAAGGAUAAUAGUAUUUCUUACGCAAGAAGAUUGAAAGACAGGCUGGUGCUCCAGCGUCUUACCUCGCUUAUCGACAUACCUAAUAACGCUGACUGUUGGAAAAAUGGGGUGAUUUUCAUCACUGGAGAAAGCAGGUUCAGGGACCAGACAGUAACAGCAAAGCAAACAGUGAAGAAUAGUUGA
Molecule: messenger RNA, 2007 nt
Organism: Lolium rigidum
Lineage: Eukaryota; Viridiplantae; Streptophyta; Magnoliopsida; Poales; Poaceae
Exons: 6
Coding region: 1-2007 (668 amino acids)
Source: RefSeq, a predicted model, not a curated record